AUGUCAGCUCUUGUUGCAUACGGAUCAGAUUCUGAUAGUGACAAUGAAGAAGUUUCACAAACCAAAACUUUGAACGUUCCUGUGGGCUUCUUCGACGAUGUUCAACCAGAUCAAUCAAGUGGUAUACAUGAUGAUGAAGAAGUUGAACUCGAAGAUAUUGUCAAACCCAAAGAUUGGGAGCGGAAGCUAGCCAAAAAAAAUAAGAAAGAGUUGGAGAAGCUUUCUGGUAAAGAAAAGAAGAAGGAUAAAGAGCACAAAAAGAGUAAAAAAGAAAAACAUGAUAAGGAUAAAAAGAAAAAAGAGGGAAAGGAGAAAAAGGCGAAAAAGGAGAAAAAUGAACUUGUCAACGUGAUUCAGAAAAAAAAAGAAAAAGCUAAAAUAUCUGCAUUCGGAGCUUUGAAAGCUUUCGCUGACGAGGACAGUGAUAAAGAAGACAAGUCAAUUUCUGUCGAACCCAAAUUGAGUAUACCAACUAAGAAUCCGUCCGGCUUACUGUCUAUGCUUCCAAAACCGAAAGUAAACCAAAAAGCGACUCUUAGUAACUUGAACGCUCCUGUUUCUGCUUCUCUCAUACCAUCAUCAGUACGGCAGAAAAAUGAUGUGAAAAUGGUUGAGCCAACCCUCAAAAGAAAAGUUGAAGAAGACGAUUCAGAUGACGAUGAAGCAAUAGAUUUCUUCGGAUUAUCUUCGCAGCCAGAGCCUAAGAUAUUUAAAACGGACGUUGACGUACCCCUAGUUGGAUCAAGCGGGCUAGAUAGUAAUAUUGGUCCUGCUCGGCCUACUGUUAAUGACCAAGUGCCUGAUGAUGAAGAGUAUCCUGAGUAUGAUGAUGUCGGACCAUCCAAAGUUAUUUCGAAUGAGCAAGCUGUUAAACUACUCUCCCGGGAUGAGACAAUCCAGUUCAUGGAGAGAAGGAGUCUCACAGAUAUUGCGUCUAAUCUUCUGGAAGUUCGCGUGGACGAUGCUUUGGGACCAAAUGUGAAACAGAAUCUUCUCAAAAGUAUCACGAAGAAAGCCAUUGUUAAGGAUACAAUGGCACCUCUUCCUAAGGCCAAAGGACCGGUUGAUCCUAACGCUAGGAAAAAAAAUCAAAUUACUUAUUUGGCGAAUUUGGCUGUGGACAGAGAAGAGGCGUUACAAGAACAAUGGUCAGAAAGCAAACAAAUGAAGAGAAUGACAAGACAGAAAUAUGGUUUCUAA
This is a messenger RNA of Auanema sp. JU1783, 1200 nucleotides long. The record is from the annotation of a GenBank genome assembly. Lineage: Eukaryota; Metazoa; Nematoda; Chromadorea; Rhabditida; Rhabditidae.